AGCGCAACCACUCAAACCUCUACCGCCACGGGCCUCACUACGAGCCUUUCUACGAGCCUCACCACGAGCCUCACAACAAGCCUCACAACGUCCCUUACAACCUCUCUCACGACGACUCUCACCACGAGCCUCACGACGACGAUCUUGCCAACGACCACCACCACCUCGGCGUCCAUCACGACCUCCACAACCUCAGCAUCAGGCACCACCUCGGCAUCUGCACUUCCCACCCCAACUUCGUGCGGCAACCAAGGUCUAGCAUGGGCCGAGUACGACACUCCCGAGGUGACCUACACGGGCGGCUAUCCCGAAUUCAACCCGGCCGCACUCAAGCGCCAAGCUCCCAACUACAGCGGCAUCGUGAACAACAUCCCUGGCUACACCUUCGACGAGGGCACUGGGGCCAACGGCCAGUUGACAAUCUACGACGGCAUCAGCAUCCCUACCAGCUAUUUCGCCAUCAACCAUCAAGGAUACAUCUAUCCGGAUGUGUCAGGAACCUACACCUUCACGUCGACCAACGGCGACGACGUCGCGCUCCUGUGGCUGGGAAGUAAUGCGUACACGGGCUGGAAUCGCGCGAACGCCAACCUCGAGCAGGCCUUUGGCGGCAGUCGUCCAACGAGCACCCCACAGACGUAUUCCGUCGAGUUGAUCGCCGGCACGUACUAUCCCAUCCGCAUCAUCGGCGCGAACGGAGCCGGAGCGACCAGUCUUCAAAUCACCGCUACGAGGCCGGAUGGUACGCAGUUCUUGGGUCCGAACACCUCGGGUUCGGGACUGCUGGUGCAGUAUUCCUGCAACAGCGCUCUCGCUCCGCCGUUCCCGGCGUUUGGUCAGCAGACCUGA
Messenger RNA from Zymoseptoria tritici IPO323, 849 nucleotides. RefSeq lists its product as uncharacterized. The record is from RefSeq and is a predicted model, not a curated record. The transcript has 2 exons. Lineage: Eukaryota; Fungi; Ascomycota; Dothideomycetes; Mycosphaerellales; Mycosphaerellaceae. The annotation marks the transcript as partial.